AAGAGCAACAAAAUCUAUCGACUACUUGCAUUCUCUCUCUCUCCACAAUUUAUUUUCCCUUUUAUUAAUAAAAAGAAGUCCCUAUUCUUGGAAACCUCCCAAACAAUCCCCCUUUUUAUCCUCUUUUCUUCGCUUUGAAACAUUUCACUUCCCAUUUUUUGAAUUAGGGUUUCGGUUCUUCUCUUCUCUCUCCUUUCUGAUUAAACCCUAAUCGCGCCGAUCCCCCUCUUGCUAGCCGUUAUUCCUUCUUUCCCGCCAAUUUGACCUUCAUCUGGGCCGUUCAUUCCUUGUUUUCAAAUACGAGCCGUUAGAUCGGCCCUCAUUCGCUCAGUUUUUUUGGUCAAACCUUUGAACUGUGUGUUACCCGGGAAUGUCGGCGACCGAAGCGGAGAAGAAGGUGGAGAAAGAGGUGGAAGAGAAGAAGAAAGGAGGAGAGCUCUUGUUCUGUGGUUCCACCUGUUGGGACAUCGUUGGUCGUCGUAAAGGUGCAGUUGAAGGCAACUUAAUCUCUCCCACUCGCCUCCGCCCCCUCGUCGGUGUUGACAUCCGGUUCGUUGCCUCCGGUUGCGCGUCGUGUCAUUGUGUUGCAUUGGAUGUUGAAGGGCGAUGCUACACAUGGGGUCGCAAUGAGAAAGGGCAACUUGGUCAUGGAGAUUCAAUCCAGCGUGAUCGGCCCACUGUUGUUUCUGAACUCUCCAAGUAUAAAAUAAUUAAAGCGGGAGGAGGGAGGAGCCAUACCGUGGUAGUUACUAAUGAGGGUAAUUCCCUGGCCUUUGGCUGGAAUAAACAUGGGCAGCUUGGUUCAGGUUCUACAAGAAAUGAAAUUGAGUCAUCUCCUGUCCGCUGUAUGGUGUCUGAAGUCACAAGUACUGCCUGUGGAGCUGACUUCACUGUGUGGUUAUCUUCUGUUGAAGGAUCUUCAAUACUAACUGCAGGGCUUCCACAGUAUGGCCAACUUGGCCAUGGAACAGACAAUGAGUACAAUUCUAAGGAUAGCUCAGUGAAGCUUGUUUAUGAAGCCCAACCACGCCCAAGAGCUAUAGCUACUCUUUCUGGGAAAACUAUUGUCAAAGUUGCAUGUGGGACAAACCAUACAGUCGCUGUGGAUAAGAAUGGCUAUGUUUACACGUGGGGCUUUGGUGGUUAUGGAAGGCUUGGGCACAGAGAGCAGAAGGAUGAGUGGGUUCCUCGCCGUGUUGAUGUAUUCCAAAAGCACAAUGUUCUUCCUCCUGAUGCUGUUGUUUCAGCUGGUUCUGUAAAUUCAUCAUGUACUGCAGGUGGUGGGCAAUUGUAUAUGUGGGGCAAAAUAAAGAAUACGGGUGAUGACUGGAUGUAUCCUAAACCUCUAAUGGAUUUAAGUGGUUGGAAUUUACGCUGCAUGGAUUCAGGCAAUAUGCACCAUUUUGUUGGUGCAGAUGCCUCCUGCAUAAGUUGGGGCCAUGCUCAGUACGGAGAGUUGGGAUAUGGUCCCAAGGGGCAAAAGUCUUCAGCAGUUCCCAAAAAGGUAGAUAUUUUGGAGGGCAUGCAUGUUAUCAGUGUUGCAUGUGGUAUGGGACAUUCAAUGGUCAUUGUUGAUAGAACAAGCGUUGGUGACAGGCUUGAUCAGCUGGAUGUUUACGAUGGCAAAACUUCUGGUGAAGGAACUGAGGUACCAGAUGCCACUACUCCAGUUCCUAAGCAAAAUAACAAAAAAGGUGCCAGUAAAACUCCUGACUCCUCAAAGAAGAGGAAGAAAUCAAAAGCUUCAUCUGACUCGGAGGAAGAAGAAAAUAGUGAUGUUGAAAGUGACGGCAGUGGAGAACACAUCAAUGGUAAGGUUUUUGCCAAAGGCCGAGGUAAGGGUGCAAAGAAGUCCACUUCAGAGGGAAAGGGUGCUGGGCGUGGACGUGGUCGCACUGGCGCAAACAAAAGUUCGCAGUCCUUUCAAGGAAAAACAACUAAGAGAGGACGGCCGCGGAAGUCAUAAGUGUUAUCAUAUUAUUCCCUAGUCCAAUGGGAAAUUUUGUUCUCUCAGCGUAGAGAAGUGUACUUUUUUAUACAUUGGCCACUGUAUUUGCAUGUUCAACAAGAAUUGUUUUCAUUUUGUUGCUCUUUAGCGCCCCCCUACUUGUGAUCACAUGGUGAAACGACUACCCCUGAAUUAACACUUAAUUUGUUUUCUUUUGGAUGAUUGCUAAAGAAGCAGUGAGAAUUUUUUAAUGGCAGCUUGGACCCUUUUGAUGACGGGAAGAUCUCGUUAAUUUUCUUGUAUAUAUAAUUGAUUUACACGUACACUCGGUCGAUGCAGCACUUGAACUUAGAAUAGACUGCAAAUGCAAUUAUUAUUUACGAUUGAUCGACCUCACUAGCCACAACCCAGAGAUUAAACAACCUUAUCAGGCAUUUGUAAAAGUUAGCAAGCGC
Messenger RNA from Durio zibethinus, 2403 nucleotides. RefSeq lists its product as uncharacterized. Gene Ontology annotation, cellular component: membrane. Gene Ontology annotation, molecular function: small GTPase binding. The record is from RefSeq and is a predicted model, not a curated record. Gene Ontology annotation, biological process: negative regulation of GTPase activity. NCBI's taxonomy places the organism in Eukaryota, Viridiplantae, Streptophyta, Magnoliopsida, Malvales, Malvaceae.